AUGUGACCAGUGCUGGGACAGCAUUGUUCUCCCUCCCUCCCGUGCGCCCGCCUCACAGACCCCAUCACCAUGGGAACUGAGCCAGCCAAUCAGAACAUCCAGUUUUCAAAGGGCAGCCUUAUAAAUUGAGUCACCCCUCCCCAGAGAGGCCACAAGCAACAUUCAGAGGCCUCCCAGGGCCCCCUCUCCCUGGAUAAACCAAUUCAGCUGCCCCCCAUUUUCCUGAAAGGGGAGUCACCUGCCUGCAAAGCUCAGAGACAAGUGCCAAGCCUACAGUCACCCAGCUCAGCACUCCACACCCACACGCAGCCACACCAUGCAGAAGCAACUCAGGACUCCCUAAAAGUUUCUGGUAGUAACAUAGGAAACACCUGGAGCAGCGAGAGCCAUGCAUCGGGAACACAGCACCCCAGCCUGGACGAAGGCAGUGACACCAGCCUACUGAGCAGUGGGUACUCAGGGGACAAGGAGAACAGUGAGGUCAGCUUGGUGCACAGUCAUCGAAUCGUGCGGUUGAAUAAGAGGCUCCACCCCCAGGUGCUCAGCACACAGUCCAGCCAGCUGUCCUCCACAAGCUCCCCCAGCCACACAAAGAGCCAGCCCCACACCCCCAGGCAGACUGGAAGAAAAAACCUAUCCUCCACCCUCCCCAAGAGCCACCACAGCAUCGGGCUGAACGGCACUGAGCAAGGUGGGCCGAGGAGCACCACCAGUGUUCAGGAGAACAAGACGGGGGACGAAGUGAAAAAUAGCAACCAGGUGGCCAAGGGUGAGCAGCCUCCCCAGACUCAAGGGAGUGAGUGGGUCCGCAAAGGGGAGGAGGCCAGAGACUGCCAUGAAGACAUCCACUAG
This is a messenger RNA of Otolemur garnettii (small-eared galago), 852 nucleotides long. It is a transcript of the gene CUNH16orf82, whose product is annotated as chromosome unknown C16orf82 homolog. The record is from RefSeq and is a predicted model, not a curated record. Lineage: Eukaryota; Metazoa; Chordata; Mammalia; Primates; Galagidae. The transcript is spliced from 3 exons.